Capsicum annuum is the source of this 1967-nucleotide messenger RNA. RefSeq names its product indole-3-acetic acid-amido synthetase GH3.10. Lineage: Eukaryota; Viridiplantae; Streptophyta; Magnoliopsida; Solanales; Solanaceae. The record is from RefSeq and is a predicted model, not a curated record. Gene Ontology annotation, molecular function: acid-amino acid ligase activity. Bases 92 to 1912 code for a protein of 606 amino acids. The transcript is spliced from 5 exons. Gene Ontology annotation, cellular component: cytoplasm.
CGAUUUAUGAGUAGUCAAUUUUUUAAAAAGCAAAUCAAUAAUGAAAUCCUUCCCAACAACACUGUAUAUAUAAUUCCUUCUUGCUGGUUGCAUGUCUAUUGGCCAAACAAAAAUGACCAAUUAUAAUAACAAGGACAGAAUAGAAACAGACAUCAUAGGUUGGUUCGAGGAAGUUGCCGAAGAGUCCGUCGAUGUACAACGGCAGACGCUUCGGCGGAUCCUCGAACUCAACCAUGGUGUGGAAUAUCUCAAGAAAUGGAUUGGAGAUAUUAGAAUUCAAGAAAUGGAUGACAAUGAAAUGGAGUCAAUUUAUGCCUCUUUAGUCCCUCUUGCUUCUCAUGUAGAUUUAGAGCCUUUUACUCAGAGAAUUGCUGAUGGAGAUACAACUCCUCUCCUCACUCAACAGCCUAUUACAAAUCUAUCCUUGAGUUCUGGAACCACUGAGGGAAGACAAAAAUUUGUGCCCUUUACUCAGCAUAGCUCCCAAACUACUCUUCAGAUUUUCAAGUUAGCAGCAGCAUAUAGAUCAAGAAUUUAUCCUAUAAGAGGAGGGGGAAGAAUUCUUGAAUUCAUAUACAGCAGCAAACAAUGCGAAACAAAAGGAGGUGUAAUAGUAGGAACAGCCACAACACACUAUUAUGCUAGUGAAGAAUUCAAGAUUAAGCAACAACAAACACAGUCCUUCACUUGCAGCACUAGAGAAGUCAUUUCAUGUGGAGAUUAUAAACAAUCCACAUAUUGUCACCUCCUUCUUGGCCUAUAUUUUUCUCAUGAAGUUGAAUUUGUUACUUCAACUUUUGCAUAUAGCAUUGUUCAAGCAUUCAGAUCAUUUGAAGAAAUGUGGAAGGAAUUGUGCCAUGACAUUAGGGAAGGUACUCUUAGCUCAAGAAUCAACAUAGCUAAAGUCCAAAAAGCCGUCUUAGGUACCACUCAGCCUAAUCCAGAAUUGGCUUCAAGAAUCCAAUCAGUUUGUGAGAAGCUAGAAAAGGAAGAUUGGUUUAGCAUAAUCCCAAAAUUAUGGCCAAAUGCUAAAUAUGUUUACUCAAUAAUGACAGGGUCAAUGCAGCCAUAUUUAACAAAAUUAAGGCACUAUUCUGGAGAAUUGCCUCUAGUGAGUGCUGAUUAUGGAUCCACUGAGAGUUGGAUUGGAGUUAAUGUGGAUCCUAAAACUCCACCAGAAAAAGUUACUUUUGCAGUUAUACCCACUUUUUCUUACUUUGAGUUUAUACCUCUUUAUAGACACAAGUCAAAUCAUAAUUACCAAAAUGGAAAUAUUAAUUCAACAAAUUAUGAUUUCAUAGAAGGUGAUCCUGUGCCAUUAUCUCAAGUCAAGACUGGUCAACAAUAUGAAGUCGUCCUAACUACUUUCACAGGUCUUUAUAGAUAUAGACUAGGUGAUGUGGUAGAAGUGGAAGGAUUUUUCAAGAAUACCCCAAAACUCAACUUCAUAUGCAGGAGAAACCUAAUAUUAACGGUGAAUAUCGAUAAAAACACUGAAAAAGAUCUCCAGUUAGUAGUAGAGAGAGGUUCGCAAAUACUAAGCAAGUCAAAACAAGCCGAGCUAGUAGACUUCACGAGCCACGCGAACGUGGCAACACAACCGGGGCACUACGUAAUUUAUUGGGAGAUCAAAGGGGAAAUUGACGAAAAGGUCCUCGAUGAGUGUUGCAGAGAUAUGGAUGCUUCAUUUGUGGAUCAUGGGUAUGUUGUGUCAAGAAGAACAAAAUCAAUUGGACCAUUAGAACUUUGCAUUGUGGAGAAAGGCACAUUUAAGAAAAUAUUGGAAUAUUACAUAGGAAAUGGGGCUGCAUUGAGUCAAUUCAAGACUCCUAGAUGCACUGGCAACAAAGUGUUAUUAAAAAUCCUAAAUGUUUGCACCAUUAAGAGGUUUUAUAGCACAGCUUAUGGAUGAUUAGUUAGAUACUUAAAAUGUGGUGAUUAAUACAAUUUGCAAUUCUUCUCUUCUU